CAGGCGGCGCUCGGCCCGGCGCCCCAGACCCAGUCCGGAUGCUGUGACUGAUACCAUGUCUCUCGACUGGUGCUCUCUCGGUCCGGCCAUCAGUGCAGUGCAGAGCGGGGGAGGAGACAGAGCGUCGAGGACUGUGUAGUGGUCGUGUAGAACUACGGUGGUGUGGUGGUGAUCGAACGCCAGUGUGACGUUUGGACGAUGCCGAACAGUGACGUCUGGGUCGAGUGAGCGCUCAGUGACGGCGAGUGACGGUGUCGGAGCGUGACUGCACGCUGUGACGAAUCUGUGACGGGCCUGGACGCAGUGUUUGUACAGCUGUCAGCGUCUGACCUUGGCGGUUGACAUCUGGAGUACCCGAGACUAGCGUUGCCAGCCGCCGAACCCGCCGCAUUAAUUUGAUGCCCUAUUCUUUCCGCGCCCGUUUACCGUUCCGUGACCUGUGGGACUAAACGGUGACACUAUAAGGAUCCGAUGGAGGGUCAGCACUCCCCUGAGUCGGUGCGUCGCCGGCGGCCGGCGCCUGCCAGCACGGACUCCCACAAGCGCCACAGUCUGAUGCGGCAGGCGUGUAUCAACAGCGCCCGGGCUUCGCUGGAGCUCCGGUCCGACCCGCCGGCCCCGCCUCCGCCGCCGCCGCAGACUUUCUCGCGAGGGAACACCUCCAACAGCAGCUUCGAGCGUUUGCUGAACGGCGGUGCGGUGCCGACGACUGGCCUGCGCCGCUCGAGCUCGCUGCCGCGGCAGCUGAGCGCAUUGGACGGUGGCGCCGCCCGGCGGUCAGUCGGUGGCGCCGCCUACCGGAGUCACUUCCUGCUGCGCGAGGAGCACCGGGCGCUGCUGCGUCCGGCCCAGCAGGCGCUGCAGCGCCACCGCAGCCGUCAGCUGGACUCACUGCUGGACUCUGCCGGCUGGAGACCUGGCCGGGCCAGUGCGGAGACUCCGACUGAGUCCGAGGACGGUAUACAACUGCGGUCCGUUGUCCGGUUUGACGACGAGCCGCGGCCGGUGGCAGAGGGCGGGAGGGCGCGCGGACAGACGGAGGGUCUGUGGUCGCGCGCUAGGCCCAGGUCGAUGGAGGUCACCCUCACGGGGUACCGGUCCAAGUCACUGGACGUGCCGGAUGGAGUGUCACUGAGCAAGAUACCAGGGUGUCAAAUUCUUCUGGAAGUGGGGGAUUGCCAGAUCAGCGAACCCCAGCCACCUCGGACACCAUGGCCCGACCUCAGCUGCGCUCCAAGCCGGCGGCGCAGGGCACGCCGCUGCAGCCGGUCCGGUGGCGGCCCCGGGAGCCGCUGCCGCUGCCCCGUCGGCUCCGACUGCCUGGCUCGUCGGUACUCGGCGUCUGCCGGAUGGUCGACAGCCUGGCUACGGGCUUCUGCUAGAGAGGAGGCAGUCUCGCCACAUGCUCCUGCUAGAUGACUGUAGUCUCACCAAGUCUUCUAGACGGUGCCAGCCGUCACCGGCGUCUACUAGAGGACUAGUCUAUCAAAAGUCUGCUAGACGGCGGCAGUAUCGUCAGAGUUUCUCGUAGCGCCUGUCUCAGCCGCCUUCGGUGAGAGGGUGACAGUCAGGCUGCCCGGGGGAUGCUGUGGUGUGGGCGACGGCCGAAAAAUGACGGCGUUUCUUCAAGACUCCUCGUCAGGUUAAUCAGUGUGAACAGGGUCUGUCAUGUAAGGUAAUGAACGGAGGACGAAAUCCGGAACCGAAUUCAACCAGCCGCUCCAAGAUUGUUUACGACUCUGGCACUCAAACAGCCAUCCGCAAUGUUUGCUAUCAUUUAAAAUAUGGCCCACUCUGCUUUUACUUUACGGAGACAUGGAUACGGGCCGCUGUAUUAUCGCUAUAACAUCGGUGCCCCCUAACCAUUCCUAUCUGACCUGGCCGGAUCCAUCAAUUUGUGCUAACUUUAUCCUUAAGAGGUCACGAGGGCUUGUGUUCUGAGGUGAGGACGUCCAGAGGUUCGGCGAUGGAACCGGCCACGGCAACUGCCGACGAUCUUUAGUGGCUACGGAGUCUAGCAGGUAUGAGAAAUCACACAUAUGAUGAAUGAUAAACAGGGUGCUGAUAUAUAUUGAACGAAUUAUCAUGCCGGUGAGGUGAUUCUCCAGCAAUAGCAACUGAUUCAGGUGUGCCAGUGCCAUUACGUUUGUGGUGAAUGUAAUUAUACAUGAGCGGUGUAUGUUGUGUGCACUAAUCACUAGUCAGAAGUACCUAGUGACAAUACGAUACUAUACGAAUGUGCGUCAACCCACGCGGUCGAUGCCUACUCAUGCCGUUUAUGGUGGUUAUCAUUGGCAUGUGUCACUUAACAUUAAAGUUAAGUGGUUUAUGUAUCGAAGGUAAUACACAAUGUCAUAAGCACAGUUUACAGAUGUGUGCCGAAAUCUAUAUCAACUUGCUUUCAUGUUCUGGUGCAUUGCAAACAGUUGUGUUAUCGUACUUAAGAAUUAUUGCCCACUUGUGAUGUAAUUCAUCCUGUUUUCAUGAACCAUACGCUCAGUAUGUAUGAUUGUGACGUAAACCCACUUCGUUUUCACAUGCGAGUAGGUUUGCGACGUAGUUUUGACUUGUUCACAUCCUUUUGUGUUAUGUUCCGUCACUUGAAACACCUUUAAUGUCAAUACACAUUUCAUGACUAA
Amphibalanus amphitrite is the source of this 2639-nucleotide messenger RNA. RefSeq lists its product as uncharacterized. The transcript has 3 exons. Lineage: Eukaryota; Metazoa; Arthropoda; Thecostraca; Balanomorpha; Balanidae. The coding region runs from base 472 to 1419 and encodes 315 amino acids. The record is from RefSeq and is a predicted model, not a curated record.